AUGGCACCGACACGGAGAGCGCUGUCGUUGCUGACAUGGACGGCGCUGUUCGCGCUGCUCAGUCUUCUCAUGUCCCCUGUAGCGGCACGCAAAAAGAUGCUCAUCUACACCUACACACAAGGCUUCCACCACUACUCGAUCCCCACUGCCACCAAGGUAGUGCAGCAGCUGGCAAAGGACGCUAAUCCACGCAUCGAUACGGUCCACUCGGACGAUCCGAGCGACUUUGAACGAAAAGAUUGGCUCUCGCAGUUUGACAUGGUCAUGUUCAUCUCGGUAUCCGGCAAAGCGCUCUCAGACGAUGGAGCAGAGGCGUUCCGCGAAUACAUCGAAGCUGGCGGGGGCUAUCUCGGCGUGCACGAGGCAUGCGAUGCAUUGUACCAACAACACUGGUAUGGUCGCUUGGUAGGCGCAUACUUUAACUACCAUCCGCAAAUCACCUGGGCCACGUUGAACGUCAUCAACCAGACGCAUCCAGCCACAGCACAUCUCAAAAAGUCGUGGAGGGUGUACGACGAAAUGUACAACUACAAUUCGGAUCCUUCGAAAUGGGGCAAGCAGUACCUGAUUACUGCUGAUCAGUCUUCGUACAAUGAUCCCGUCGAGACGGUUGCGCAACGUGCGCAGGAGCAGGGCAAUCCACAUCCGAUCGCGUGGUGGAAGGAAGGCAACCAGCUCUCGUACAAUCCACACGUCAAGGUCGGCGGCGGGACCGAUCCGACCAAGCAGGAGAUCCGAUCAGGCAAGGCAGGUACGGGUGGACAAGGUCGAAGCUUCUACACCGCAUUGGGUCAUACCAACGCCAUGUGGCACGACGACGAUUUCCAGCAGCACAUCAUGGGUGCUGUCAGUUGGUUGAUGGAUUCGCCUGUUCUUAGGUCCUCCUCAGCGAAUCCCCCCAAGGGCGCUGUUGGAUCCGACUAUGUUGCAGCAGACAUCUCCGCCAACGUGACGGUGGGCAUCGGCCCGAGUCGCGCCGAUUCGGGACCUGGGAUCUCGUCGACACUGCCGAAACGGGAACCGAAGAAGCGCUUACCAGAGAUCCAGCACCGAAUGCUUCCCGAAUGUAGCAAACCCCGUGACCGAACCCGCCGUCAAGCGACCGAUCCAGAAGGACGGUACGAUCGACAAGUCGGGUACAAGACAACUUAA
This is a messenger RNA of Pseudozyma hubeiensis SY62, 1152 nucleotides long. RefSeq lists its product as hypothetical. NCBI's taxonomy places the organism in Eukaryota, Fungi, Basidiomycota, Ustilaginomycetes, Ustilaginales, Ustilaginaceae. The record is from RefSeq and is a predicted model, not a curated record. Bases 1 to 1152 code for a protein of 383 amino acids. The transcript is spliced from 2 exons.